Messenger RNA from Dentiscutata erythropus, 228 nucleotides. NCBI's taxonomy places the organism in Eukaryota, Fungi, Glomeromycota, Glomeromycetes, Diversisporales, Gigasporaceae. The record is from the annotation of a GenBank genome assembly.
AUGUCUGAAGAAACUGGAAACUUUUAUUCUCUGUAUGAAUUUUUAAAAACUGAACCAUCAGAAAAUAUUACUAUAAGCAGAGUUUUGCAUGAGAUGUGGAGAUUAUAUGGUUUGCAAACAGAAGACAAUGAUUGCAAUCGACUACAUCUCAUUCUAGAAAAAGUAUGGUUAGAAAUUGUUGAAGAAAAAUGUAAAUUUUGUCUUAAACAGUUACAAGAUAUAGAGAAG